AUGAUUGAAGAUCUAAUGAGGUUGUAUGAGGCGAACAAAUUAAAAAGUGGAUUAUGGAAAAGUGACAUUUUCGUCAGGGACAAACAGAACGUGGCUGCAGCGCUACGAAUUUUGCAACCUGAAGUCCGAGAAUGCUUGAGCGAGUGGAAUAAGGACCGCAGUCAAGCAAUUCGAGUUUACCUUAAAGUAGGACAUAACAUGCUACGUGCAUAUACAGAUGAAAAUCUCACUGUGAAAGAACGGUCAAAGCUUGCUUGGUCUUCAGUUUGCUUUGUCAGAUUAUGGAAAGCUUGGGUAGAGAUGUCAAAUUAUCCAAUAGAGUCCUCUUUUAUAUCCUUACAAACGUACAACGAUAUAGUGCUUGCGGGACACUCGCUUAUAUUGUCGAGAAAAUUAUUUUCGGAGUACUUCCCCGAUCAAUCUUUUAAUCCCUCUACGUUUGGUUCUGACAGUUGUGAAAGACUUUUUGCACGCUGUCGUGGGUUUUGUAAAGGAAAACAAAUUUUUGUAUGCUGGACAUGCUCGACAUUUGCGGCAGAAUAGCAAAACUCGAUGAGCUGAAACUUAAGGAGCCUCCAGUUGUUUCUCGCACAUCUUGGCCAGAGUUUGUGGAAGAUGAAAUCUUGAGCGGCAUCAAGGAGGCAGAAAAAGAAGUUCUGAAAACCAUCGAGGGACUAGGCAUGCUGCCACUUUUAGCUGCUGGUAACAUAUUAAGAUUAGAUGAUUCAGGGGACAUACUGUAUAUCAACCCAGGAAUAGAAGCCUUAGCUGAUAUACGUGACGGUCCUGAUGAAAGUGACACUAUAACCGUAGAAGAAUUGCUAGACGUGGAAAACGAUGUUCUAUGUUCUGCUGCUGAGACUAACGAACAUUGCUAUUCCUUUGCGCUAUCUGAUCUGGCAGCGUCCUCCAUCCCAAGGUCAAAUGCAUUUGACCGAGAAGAAGGAGGAGAGGAAAAUGGUGAUGUCGAUGACGAUGAUGACCCAAGGCAUUGCCAUCUUUUCCAGAAGGGUACCUGUAAAUACGCAAAUCCUGCCUUUAAAGCUCCAAAGACGACUCACUGGAUUGGUUGUGAUUAUCCAGGGUGCGACAACUGGUUCCACGAAUCAUGCUUAAAUCUCAAAUUCUCUACAGACUCAGAGAGAGAAACGUAUGCCUUUGUUUGUACAUCGCAUGGGAACGUAAAAGGGAUGGAACAAUAUAAGGACCUAGUUGCUGCGACGGCGUCAGAUAUUUCCAUGAUGGAGGAAGACGAGCAGAAUGAAGGCACGUUCCACUUGAAGAGACGAAGGAGAUUUAAUUACGGGGAGAAAACAUCAGCAGCUUCACAAUGUUCAGUUCCACCCAACUAUGUUGAGUAUGAUGGAGAAUUUUAUCACAUUGCGGAAUUUUUUUUUGUCUCUUCAGCAGGGAAAAGUGUAUAA
This is a messenger RNA of Porites lobata, 1424 nucleotides long. Lineage: Eukaryota; Metazoa; Cnidaria; Anthozoa; Scleractinia; Poritidae. The record is from the annotation of a GenBank genome assembly.